Molecule: messenger RNA, 1849 nt
Organism: Cuscuta epithymum
Lineage: Eukaryota; Viridiplantae; Streptophyta; Magnoliopsida; Solanales; Convolvulaceae
Source: the annotation of a GenBank genome assembly
ACGCAGCUAAGACAGAGAAAUCUCCUCCGUCGUUAUAUUCUCCCCCAAUCGCAACAAGGUACAUUCUCUUUCUCCACGCGAUUCUAUUGAACUAUUCAGUUCAAUUUGCUCAUCUGAUCUCUGAUAUCUGUUAUAAUCUUCCGUGUCUCUAUUGACUUCUCUCCAAUUGAUUGAAAAUUUACGAAGGCAACUUUUAGGUUUUUAAUCGUUGAGCAGUUUCGUUUCAUCGCCGAUUUAAGGAAAAGAAUAGGAGAGGUGUCUGAAUAUGUGGGCAGCGUCAUGCCUUGCGUCAUGCUGCGCCGCGUGCGCUUGUGAUGCUUGCCGAACGGUAGUGUCAGGGAUCAGUCGCCGGUCCGCUCGUAUAGCUUAUUGCGGUCUCUUUGGGCUUUCUCUGAUUGUUUCAUGGAUUCUUCGACAAGUUGCUGCUCCUCUUAUGGAGAAAAUACCGUGGAUUAAUCAUUUCCACAAAACACCAGAUAGAGAAUGGUUUGAAACAGAUGCUGUACUUCGAGUUAGCUUGGGAAACUUCAUGUUCUUUACUAUUCUAUCUAUCAUGAUGGUUGGUGUAAAGAAUCAGAAGGACCCUCGUGAUAAUUUGCACCAUGGCGGGUGGAUGGUGAAAGUAAUCUGCUGGUUUCUUUUAGUCAUUUUUAUGUUUUUUGUACCAAAUGAGCUGAUCAGCUUUUAUGAGGCAACAUCAAAGUUUGGUUCAGGAUUAUUUCUUCUUGUUCAAGUUGUGCUUCUAUUGGACUUCGUCCAUGGAUGGAACGACAAGUGGGUUGGAUAUGACGAGCAAUUCUGGUAUGUUGCCUUGCUUGUUGUUUCUCUCGUGUGUUAUGUGGCAACCUUUACUAUUAGUGGAGUUCUUUUUCACUUCUUUACUCCGUCCGGGCAUGACUGCGGGCUAAACACUUUCUUUAUAGUGAUGACUCUUAUUUUCGUCUUUAUCUUCGCUAUUGUCACCCUGCAUCCUUCAGUGAAAGGAAGCAUUUUCCCAGCAUCAGUUCUAUCUCUGUACUGCACAUACCUUUGCUACAGUGCGCUUGCAAGUGAACCUAGGGAUUAUGAAUGCAAUGGCUUUCAUAAGCACUCAAAAGCUGUUUCCACUGGCACACUAACUCUUGGGCUACUAACAACAGUUUUAUCAGUAGUUUAUUCUGCAGUUCGUGCUGGAUCAUCUACCACUUUACUUUCCCCACCUAGCUCACCACGUGCUGGUAAACCUUUAUUGCCGUUAGACAAAGCUGAUGAGGAUGACGAGAGUAAGAAGUCAAAGCCGGUCACGUAUUCAUAUUCCUUCUUCCACAUCAUCUUCUCUCUUGCUAGCAUGUAUUCUGCAAUGCUACUCACAGGAUGGUCAACAUCCGUUGGGGAGAGUGGGAAAUUGGUCGAUGUUGGAUGGGCAUCGGUUUGGGUUAGAGUGACAACUUGCUGGGUGACUGCUGCUUUAUUCAUUUGGUCUAUGCUUGCUCCGAUUCUCUUCCCAGAUCGCGAGUUCUAAGGAUGCACAGUUGCACACUAUCCCAUAUCUCCAUGAACAUUAUUAUAACGACUGCAUAGUAUGUAAAUGUUGUGUGCCGUGACACUCCUAAUGCUUGUGUAAUGUUUUCAUGACAAUAUGCAUGGUCGUUGUGAAAGUCAACAAUUGUUUCUGAUGUCUGAAUGCAUGAAUUCAACACUAUUUAGAAAAUGUUUUAUGCUUUUCAGUGUGGACACUUCAGAUAAAGAGCGCACAUAUAUGUGCGUACCCAAAGAUCUAGCCGGGGACUUUCAACUCUCAAGUUCAAUUUAAAUUUGUUUUCGGUGAAAGUAAAUAGAAAAAUGAGUACCUUACCUAACCUGGUUUUAA